AUGGAAGCUCCAGCCCCAGAUUGGUCCGGGCUACCAGCGGACAUAUUGAUCAGCAUAUUCCAGUUGCUCCAGUGCCCGGACCUCCUCCGAUCCGCCGCCGUCUGCACAUUCUGGCAAAAGGCGUACUCCACGCUCCGCCGCAGCGGCGUCUGCCCCAGUCGGCAGACCCCCUGCUUACUCUAUUGUACCGAGGCCGCCUGUGCGAAGGCUCUUGGCAUGUACAGUCUCUCCGAACGGAAGGCCUACUCCAUGCCCCUCCCUGAACCUCCCAUCAGCAACUGGAUUGGCUCAUCACAUGGAUGGCUAGCCAUCAUGGAUGAGAAGUCUGACCUGAUGCUUCUCAACCCUAUCACCGGUGACAAGAUUGCACUCCCUCCUGUGACAACCAUGGAGCAUGUUAAACCUAUCGUAAACGAAGACGGGAUUCUUGAAAAGUACAAGCUGUCUUUCUAUGACGGACAGCUUCCGAGGGUGGAGGAUACACCCUAUGCAUGCCCUUUGGAUAGGUACGGAGAUCUGGUCUAUCUGAAGGCAACUUUGUCGUCCGAUCCAUCGGCAGGGGAAUGCACUGUCAUGCUCAUCCAUCAGCCGUACGCGCAGCUCUCAUUCGCCAGAGUGGGAGAUGCUCACUGGAACUGGCUCCAAAUGCAUAGUUUCUAUGCAGAUUGCAUACACCAUGAUGGCUGUUUCUACGCAAUGACUGAGGUAGGCGCAAUCGAUGAGUUUGAUUUGAACGGACCAUCUGUUGUCCACAGAAGGAUUUUACCAAAUCUAGUUGGGAUGGUCCAGAAGUGCUACAUUGUUCUGGCACCAUGGGGAGAUUUCCUCCAAAUCAUUAAGGAGGAGAGUUUGGAUCCUGAACAACCAGAUGGUGAGACGUAUGUCACUGCUUAUGAAGUGUACAAGGUUGAUUUUGUUGAGCUGAAGCGUGUCAAAAUGAGAGGGAUAGGUGAACAUGCAUUGUUCACUGGGAAAAGCACAACAUCUUGCUUUAGCGUAAAGAAUCAUCCAGGCUUGAUGGAAAACCAUCUAUAUUUUACUCAUGAUGAUCACGAAGAAUUACUCAGCGGCAAAGAUGAUCCACGUGACAUAGGAGUGUACGACUUGGAAAAUGAUACCAGAACCAAUUUGGUUGAUCCUGAACCCUGGAGGACGUGGUUCCCUCCCAUAUGGUUCACACCCAAUCUUGCAAAAGCAGAUGCCAUGUGCGCCUGCACCCAAGGGGUGUCAACUUCUGCAAGUACAAGCGUGGUAACAGCAAGCAGAUGA
Triticum turgidum subsp. durum (durum wheat) is the source of this 1269-nucleotide messenger RNA. The record is from the annotation of a GenBank genome assembly. NCBI's taxonomy places the organism in Eukaryota, Viridiplantae, Streptophyta, Magnoliopsida, Poales, Poaceae.